GCGCGGCGCCAUUCCCCCCGGCCCCCUUCUUGUUUGCCUUAAAAGGAAAACAAGAAAGAAACUGUACUCCGCAGUUCUCUUUGGGGUUUCCUGCCCCUUUCCUCUUCGCCUCUUCUCCGAUUCAGAAGCUGGACUCUGCUUCCCCCCUUCUCCCGGUGAGUUUCUCCCUCCCAGUCCUCUCGAUUUCAUUCUCACCCCACUCCACAUCAUUGCAUUCAUUCUCUACUUCUUCUUCUUCUUCAUCUUUUUUUUUUUUUUUUUUUUUUAUCGGGAGAUCAGAGGGUUGCUGUUUGUUAGUUUCCAGAGAGAGAGAGAAAAAAAUAUGAUGCACCGAGGGUUUGUAGCAUAUAGUUGUCCGUUUUCCCCGUUUCCAUCUUGUUCGAGUUCCAAUCACUUCCAAGAUAUUAUUAGCCCGCGGCUUGGCUCUUCCUGUUUCCGAUUUUCAGAUGAUAAUUGUUACCUGGUGUGCUGCAUUGUGAUUUAGGGGUGACUUUUGCCUGUAUGAUGUUUGUGGAAUAUCUCCACUGUGUUGAAACAUAGAUAUUUCAUGCUUUGCUUCUUUAAGCGUGUCAAGCAGUCUUUAAACCCUGUGUGGAGCUAGAUUAUGUAUGCUUAGAUGUCUAUUUUGUGAUGCCUUCUUUACAGAAGGCAAGCUGCAGCGCACGCGCUUUAUUUCUGUGUUUGUUUCAGCUCUCUUACUGACCAAAUUCACUGGAAAUGGAUGUUAAUUUGUUGCCUGCCUUUUUGCAAAAGGGUUUAAGGCAUUCUGAUGGUUGGAGCAGUAUGGUGACUGGCAGGACCUCUAGCAUGCCGUAACCGUGGGGUUUUAUUUGCAGUUUUAAGUGAUAAGGAAAAUGCAGAAACCAUGUUUAGUUUUUGCGGUUCUUUUCAUGAUUCAUCUUUGCCGCCUCAACGUGUAGGCAUCGCAAUUUUGGAAAUGGAGGCUCGGUAUCAUACUUCACCUCAACGUGUAGGCAUCAUAACAUAUUUUCUCCAGUUUCUGUCUUUUUCGAAAUUAUAAUGUUUUGUUCUUGAUUCAGUUAUCCGUUGGAAGUUUCUGGUUAGACUCCAUGAUCUUCAUUUUUAGUAUAAGUGAUGCCCAAUUAAGGUCAUUCCCGUGAUUAUGCUGCAACACGCUUGAAACUUACCCUUUCCAUCAGAGUUUGUUUGACCUAUUUUGUAUCUCUUUUCAACUUGCUCUUCACAUGGCCAGGAAUCUUGUCCUGCUCUGUGGACUAUAGAGGCAAGGCUCGUGCACGGUUUUGAAUGAGAGAAAGAUGUGAGAAAUUCACUUUGUGACUACAAUUCUUCGACUUCCUUAAUAAGCUCUUGAGCUUGGUUUACUUCAUCACUGAGAGUGGUUGUACCUCAAACGAAAGGAAAUGUUACUUUAUAUUUCUCUUAGACUACAUGGCUGAUGUUCUUUUUAUGUUGAAAAUGUAACCCAAGCUUUCCUACAUGAAUUUCUAUUCCGUCGCAAUGAGGCUGCCUGCUCUUUUUCCCAAGUGUUUGAUGGUGCUGCUUCUUAUUGGCAUAUGUCACUUGAGGGUUUUUGGUUGGUCUCGUGUCAUCUAUGAUACAUUCUUUUAUUCAUUCCCUCUGACUCUUGUAGGUCUAUCUUUUGUCUAACAGCCAAUGCAUGGUGAACUGCUGAGAUCCUUUCAUCCUGAUCUUCUACGAUGCAUAUGAACUAAGAACUAUGUUUGUUUCAAUGACUUCGGUUCUUUUGAUGCUUGUUCAGGUUAUAGGUAAAAUGCCAGAGAUUCAAUUGGGCACGCAUACUGUGAGGUCGCAUGGAGUCAAAGUUGCAAGGACACAUAUGCAUGAUUGGUUGAUAUUUCUGUUACUUGUCGUGAUAGAGAUUGUUCUGAAUGUAAUAGAACCAUUUCACCGUUUUGUUGGGAAGGAUAUGAUGACGGACCUUUCGUAUCCCUUGAAAUCGAACACUGUUCCCUUUUGGGCUGUUCCUAUAGUUGCAGUAUUGCUGCCUUUGGCCGUCAUUUCUGUUUACUACUUCAUCAGGAGGGAUGUCUAUGACCUGCACCAUGCCAUACUAGGCCUUCUUUACUCUGUUCUUAUCACUGGAGUUAUAACUGAUGCAAUUAAAGAUGCUGUUGGCCGGCCUCGUCCUGAUUUCUUUUGGCGUUGCUUCCCUGAUGGCAAAGGAAAAUUUGAUCCCAUCACAACGGAUGUUAUGUGUACUGGAGUGAAGAGUGUCAUCAAGGAAGGACACAAAAGUUUCCCCAGUGGACAUACUUCUUGGUCAUUUGCAGGUCUUGGGUUUCUAGCAUUGUAUUUAUCGGGGAAAGUGAGAGUAUUUGAUCAGAAAGGGCAUGUCGCAAAGCUCUGCAUUAUCUUCUUCCCAUUGCUUUUUGCAGCUCUGGUUGGAAUUUCUCGAGUCGAUGACUACUGGCACCACUGGCAAGAUGUAUUUGCUGGUGGUCUCAUAGGGCUGGUAGUUGCUUCAUUUUGCUACUUGCAGUUCUUUCCUCCUCCUUAUGAUAUUGACGGGUGGGGCCCGCACGCGUACUUCCAGAUGUUAGCAGAGUCUCGCAGUGGAGCUCAGUCCACCAGCAACACCAGUACUGCUCUCAUAGUGCGCCAGUCCGAGCUGGAGAAUGUUUUCAUCGAUCCACAGCACAGCAACGAAGGUGGUUUUGUUCGGGACAGCACCCCCCAUUUUUGAGGGGAUGGAUAGUGAAAGGAGGCAUUGACUUUUCCGGUCUUUUAACCACGCACUAUAUCAGAGAUCAAGCACUAGUUUGUUCAUUGAGCUUUUGCUAUUAUUAAGGAUGGUAAUUUUCAGACUUAUAAAAAAGAGGAAGGAAGGUUAUUUUAGCAACCCUGAUGUUUGGGUUGAGAAUUAACAAGUAAAUGCACAGGUUGGGUCGACAAUUACGCACAGGAAUGAUCUAGCGGGCCAAAUUGUAUCCUUUGGGCCGGCAAAUUUCUGAAGGUGCAGAAAUGGAGCAAGCCUGGUUGGGCCGAUGGAAACGGGGAUGCAGGCCACCAGUCCCAGUCUCCCAGAGAGUGGAAUCCAAGGACAACCCAAUUUCUUCAUUAUAAAUCAUAAGUCCCAUUGUUGGUUAAUUAAUAAUCAUAAUUAUGGAUAGUAAUAUCGUGCUAUGAUUGCGGACAAUGGUUUAUUCUAUUGGUACUAUAUAAACUUGGUGGUUGUAGGUUUGAAUCUCCGAAAUAGCACCUUAUAAUGAAACUAUAUUAUCUUUAUCUAUAAAAAAAGUAGAUACAAUAUAUUAGUCAUAACUAUUAAGCAGUCGGGAAUUAUAGUCACAACUAUCGAAAUACAAAUUAUUAUCGAACCGUUAAGUCUUCGUUAACACUUUUGUUAGUAAUGAUAACUAAACUUUUACGAUGUUGAGUUGGCUCCCACGUGGCAGUUAUCAUAAAGCAUUUUUUACGAUGCUGACAUGGCAUUCUCCGUUUUAAAAUUUUAAAAACAAUAACGGGUUGUUAGCCAAAUCUUGACCCGCAACAAUAAUAUGGCUAAUAAUUUGUAUUUCAAUAGUUGUGACUAUAAUUCCCAGUUGCUUAAUAAUUAUGGCUAAUAUACUGUAUUUACCCUAAAAAAAUCCAAUUAAGGGGGCGUUACGAUUAAUGAUGGCAGUGGGACAACUGAAGGGGAGAGGAAGAAGGAAAAAGAAAAGGAAGAAACAUAGAAGUGGAGAGGGGCAGUUGAGUGGCUCUAAUCUAGAUGAGUUUGGUUUGUUUAACGUUGGAUGGCGACAAUAAAACUCGUUCAUGCACGGUGAAGGAUCCAACGAAGGAAGAGGAGGUUGUUAAAAUUAACUGUAAUAAUCGGUAGCUUUUACGGUACCCUGGUGAAAUCCGGGGUACUGUAUAUUUUGAGUAUGGAAAAUGCUAUUUUGAUUUCGAAUUAGCAAGAUUUUUGGUCCGGAUGCUAUAAUCUAACUCUUAAUGUGUGAACUCUAGGUCCUAAUUAUCUAAAUCACAAACUAUAAACCCUAAGAUGGUUUAUUCAUUUUCUGGCUAUAUUUGGACGAAUCAUAACCGUCGAUUAUUGUUUCUAAUUAAAUUGAUAUUGGAGUAUAAGAUUUAGAGAAUUAAGACCUAGAUUUUGAUCUUUAAGGACUAAAGCAUAAUAUCAUGUCCAAAAUAUCAGCCAAUUCAAAAUCUAAAUAGCGUUUUCAUACUCAAAAUAUGCGGUACCCCAGAUUUCACUUUGGGUACCAUAGAACUCACCAGAAUCAUUUUGUCAGAUAAUCAAAUGUUGGCAAAAUACCCAGGUUCAUGUUGACCGUACGAAGCUUGAUGCAAAAAUCUACUUCAAAUAUGAAUAUCUCAAUUGUAAGGCACCAACAAGUUUCCAAAUAUACUUCACGGGGCCUCUUUGAUAUUGCUCGAAUUAGUGCAUCUUCUUCUCCAAACAAUGAGUGAAAGUCAUGCAGUUGUUGUCUCAGGUAGUGUUACACCCCCUCUUCUCAAAAAUCAAAAUGACUAUUAUACCCAUGGGUCAAGUUCCACCGUAUUAUCAAUGAGGAUUAAAAUGUUAACUGUUGG
Molecule: messenger RNA, 4539 nt
Organism: Linum trigynum
Lineage: Eukaryota; Viridiplantae; Streptophyta; Magnoliopsida; Malpighiales; Linaceae
Source: the annotation of a GenBank genome assembly